ACAUCAGUCAACACCGGAAGCGGUGACUUUUGUUUGUAGUUCGAGUUCUCCUCGAUAACAGCUGAUGGAUGACAGCUGAAAUUUCUUUUUUUAAUGCGAGAUAUAUGAUUUGGUAAGGGGUUACUUUAUAUUUUGACAGUGGUAACGAUAAAUUUAGAUGGAUUCGGCUGACAUUUCAGCAGCUAGCAUUGCCCAGGGCUUGGUUUAUCUGUAACAUUUAGCCGUACUCAGCUAACCAACGUUACCCUGUUUACAGCAGUCUGUCUGUCAACUUGCCGUCUGCCUGUUGUCUACUGUAAGACUUCUACAAAGUAAUCACACUAUAUCGUCUCUUUCUACUAAGUGACAUCAAACAUAAACGGGCUGUAUUGAUGGCAAGGGGCUGAAGUUGUUUUUUCUAAGUCACAAAUUAACGUUACAGUGCACCAAAGACAAGUAUCGAGGCAAAGUAAUGUUUUCUUAGAGUGCAAAAGUUAGAUGUGUUGAGUUGAAACACAGAGAAGGGGAUGUCUGAGGUCAGGGUUGAUCUCAAGGAAAUGGAAGCAGGAAAACGUAGUGACCAGGAUAAAACAUCUCCUGAUCCUGUGAAAUCCCACAACAGUGAAACUUCCAGGCGGGACCUGGAGGGUUGCCUGCCAGAUGCUCACCCAUCCUCAGCAGAUGUUAGUCCCUCUCCUUCCUCUGAGGCCAGUGGCUUGCUGUCAUUGCCAUGGGAGAUGGUAACCCACAUUGCCUCUCAUCUUCCUGCUCAGUGUGUCAUCACUGUAUUACCAAAGGUCUGUCAUGCACUGGGUAAUGUAGGCAAGGACAGCACUGCAUGGCAGCUUCGUGCACGCAGACUAACAGGAUCCAGGGCAAGCUUUCCUGUGGGACCAAGGGAGGACUUUGACUGGCCCACUGCUUGCUUGGAGAUGGAGCAGUUGAUAACCUGCUGGUCAGACCAAGCACACCUUGUGGCCAGACAAAUCCAAGAGGAGGAGGAAAGAGAAAGAGCAAGGCAACAGCAAAGGGCGGGGCAUGAUGAUGAACCAGCUGCAGAGAUACCUGAAGAUGGGGGAGUGGAUGUUGUGGAAGGGGUGGGGGUGGCAGGACAGGAAGUUGCGUAUGGUGUUGAUGAAGGGAUGGAGGUGGCAUUGGAGGGUGAGGAUGGUGAAAUGCAGCCAGUUGUUGAUGGCGACCAAAUGGAAGAGGAUGCAGUGGCACUAAUGGAGGGAGAAAGGGACCAUAGAGUAGUGUUUGAAGAGGAGCGAGGUGAUGCCAAUCACCAAGAGAACUUGGCUGACCCCCAUCAGGAAAAUGAAAGACAGGCACAUGUAGAAUCUCAACCAGCCAGAAGUCCAAGCCCACCACCAGCACUAGAGUGCAUCACCCUGCCUUCAGGCCAUAUUGCUCAGAUCAACUCGGUCCUGCUAGUCGGGGGUGAGGGAAAAGUUUGCGCUACAGGUUCUAGAGACUGGAAUGUUAAACUCUGGGACUUGCAGGCCAGUUCUAACAGUGCCCUGCUUUACACUUUGGGAGGACGGGGCAACUUUAGCACUCAUCGAGGAUGGGUGUGGUGCCUUGCAUCCCAGGGGCCUUUGCUGGCAUCUGGGGGCUUUGACAGCACAGUGAGGCUGUGGGACCUGCAGGCAGGUGGGGCAGAGAGGGGGGUUAUCAGGGCUGGAGCUGCUGUCCUCUGCUUGUCCUGUCAAACAGACAUGUUGCUGGCUGGAACAUUUGACAAGAGAGUGAACAUGUAUGACACCAGAGCUGCUGAACCUCUGGUGAAAAGCCUCCGUCUCCAUGGUAAUGCAGUAAUGUGCCUGGCUGUCGAUGAUAGGUACAUCAUUUCUGGGAGUAAAGACUGCACUGUGGCUGUCUAUGACUGCAGGGCAGGCAAAGGCUUGAAGAAAGUCCAGCUGAGCUCCUACCUGCUGUCCAUGAGCUACAGUGGCAGUGAGGUGUGGGCAGGAGACAAUAGGGGCAUGCUCCACUCCUUUUCCAUGCAGUCAGGGAUCUUAAAACCCUUGUCCCAGUUCGAUGUGGGGCACACAGCUCUUGUCACUGGCAUCCACAGGUCCGCUGGAAGCCUCUAUACCUGUUCAUCUGAUCGGACUGUCAAGGUACAUAUACCAUGUGCACCUCCAAGGACAUUAUGCACACUGCAGCAUCAAGCUGGAGUUAAUGGGCUGAGUGUGGAAGCUGGAGUCCUCGCCGUUGCCUCAGGUGAUAUGUAUGCCGAAGUGUGGAGGCCAAGAAAAUGACUGCAAGACUUGUAAAGCUAUUGGGCAAAACUUUGAAAGACAAUGGUGACAAAUGUGGAUGCCUGUCAGCACAACAGUAAUCUUCCAUCUUAUUGCAAUGUAGGGAUUAUACAACUCAUUGCCUCUCAUCCAGUCUGACUGCCUGGUUUUAUAUCAAUGGAUCUAAUUAGUAGCUAAUGUGUAAACAUGAAUGCAGUGGACUAUAAAUUAGCUCCUUAAAUGAAGAACAUAUGGCUGAAUUAUUUUAGUUUGCCGACUGCCAACACAGAUGUUAAAAUGUCAUCAGUGCAUUGUAUGAACUGCUGUUUAAUUUCUUUUUAUAAACUACAUGUACAUAAAGACAUCACAUGUCCACUAAAUUUUCAGUUCACACCUUCACUCCACGGCAGAUGAAGAUGUUCAUUGUCUUUUAAAUUGUGGUUUAUUCAUCAAUGUGGAAAACACAUUUUUAAGGAUUUAUACCAUUUACAUGAACUGAAUGAAUUCACAUGAAUUGACUCAAUCUGUUUCACUGAACCAAACCCACUACAGUUUUACUUAUCAUUUACAGUGAAGUCUUUGUAACUGAGCCUUUUGUUACAUACUCAUUGUUUUUCUAAGGCUAUUUAUUCAAACACAGCUUAAAAGUAAAGUGAAUGUUAUGUCUGUCUGGUCUUGACUUGUUCUGCUUUGAACAAGUUGCAAAAACCUUGUGUGUGUUAUAUUUAAUUAAAUCAAUCUUAACCACAAAUCAUUUCGAACACAAUAAAAACCCCAGGAAAUGACUGCAAUAGAAUU
This is a messenger RNA of Sphaeramia orbicularis (orbiculate cardinalfish), 3020 nucleotides long. RefSeq names its product F-box and WD repeat domain containing 9 (gene fbxw9). Gene Ontology annotation, molecular function: protein binding. The coding region runs from base 507 to 2243 and encodes 578 amino acids. Lineage: Eukaryota; Metazoa; Chordata; Actinopteri; Kurtiformes; Apogonidae. The record is from RefSeq and is a predicted model, not a curated record. The transcript has 7 exons.